AUGCAGCUGCAAGCAUCGUCCCUCAAUUCUUCGGAGCUGGAGGCUGAGGAAAUCGUGAAAAUGCUCUCUAAAGCUUCAGUAGGCCAAGGCGACAUUGCGAAGACAACCCUAAAGGUCCCAAAGGUUGGCGUGGAUCUAUCCUAUAUAUGUCACUUACAGGGGACACGCGAUAGAAAUCCAUUUCAAAUGCGUAUAUUAGAGGACGUAUUUGGAAUCAUUGUACAGUGCUUUAAGCGUCACGAUGCUGUUACGAUCGACACUCCUGUUUUUGAACUGAAGGAAGUACUCACUGGCAAGUAUGGAGAAGAUUCCAAACUGAUAUACGACUUGAAAGAUCAAGGGGGUGAGCUCCUCUCUCUGAGAUAUGAUCUUACGGUCCCGUUUGCUCGUUAUGUUGCAAUGCACAAACUCAAGGCCAUAAAGCGGUACCAAAUUGGGAAAGUCUAUCGCCGUGACCAACCGGCGAUGACUCGUGGACGAUAUCGAGAAUUUUACCAAUGUGAUUUUGACAUAGCCGGUGAUUUCGGACCGAUGCUUGCGGACGUCGAGUGUAUUCGCAUAAUACAUGAGGUACUCUCUGAAUUGGCUCUCGGUGAAUUCGUCAUCAAAGUUAAUCACAGACGCCUUUUGGAUGGACUCUUUCUCGCUUGCGAUGUCCCAACUGAAAGCUUCACAUCAACUUGCUCUGCUGUUGAUAAACUAGACAAAGUCCCUUGGUCUGAAGUGGCACGUGAACUGUGUGAAGAAAAAGGAUUGUCCAAAACUACUGUGGAUAAAAUUGGGUCUUAUGUACAGCUUGCUGGCAAGACGGAUUUGGUGGACCUUCUUGAACAGGACGUGCGUCUAAUGGAACAAGAGACUGCUCGUACAGCUUUGGCGGAUCUCCGGCUGCUGUUUACCUAUUGCGAUGCGCUAGGUUUGUCUGAACAUGUGCGCUUUGAUCUUAGCUUGGCACGUGGUUUGGAUUAUUACACUGGAGUUAUCUAUGAGGCUGUGCUAUCUGGUUUCACAUUUGAGCCUAAAUGUGCGUCCGUUUCGGAGACACCAACUGUCCAGAAUGGCACUGAUAAAGCUUCUCCGAAGAAUCCAAAAUCUUCAAAGAAAAGGACCGCUAAAGGCAAACAGAAGACCUCGGAAGAAGAACAAGAGACCCUUACCCCCGGUGAUUCAUUGGCCGUCGGUAGCGUUGCAGGCGGUGGUCGCUAUGACAACCUGGUUGGAAUGUUCGAUCCCUCAGGUACGCGUGUUCCUUGUGUUGGAGUAAGCUUCGGCGUGGAGCGCCUACUUGCCAUCAGUGAAGCUCUGGUUACUAACGGAUCGUCCUUUAGAUCCUCACGCCCAACGGAGACAGAGGUCAUGGUGGCUGGUGCGCACAAGGGUUUGAGUAUUCAGCGACUGCAGUGUUGCCGCUUGCUCUGGGAUGCCAAGAUUAAAACCACAUUUUCUCACAAAAGCAACCCCAAGCUACUGGACCAGCUCCAAUAUUGCGAGGCAACCGGCAUCCCUCUGGUCAUUAUCCUUGGCGAAGAUGAGCUUACUCGUGGUAUGGUCAAAAUGCGCGUCGUGUCUACGCGGGUAGAACGGGAAAUCUCCUACGAUAGAUUAGUCGAAGAAGUACAAAAUGAAUUGUCCAAGUUGCGCAUUGCACGUUGA
This is a messenger RNA of Dicrocoelium dendriticum, 1653 nucleotides long. The record is from the annotation of a GenBank genome assembly. NCBI's taxonomy places the organism in Eukaryota, Metazoa, Platyhelminthes, Trematoda, Plagiorchiida, Dicrocoeliidae.